This is a messenger RNA of Danio rerio (zebrafish), 4884 nucleotides long. The record is from RefSeq and is a predicted model, not a curated record. Lineage: Eukaryota; Metazoa; Chordata; Actinopteri; Cypriniformes; Danionidae.
CUAGGCUGGUUUAAGAUGUUUUUAAUGAAAAAUAACAACAUUUCAACUGUUGCCAGAGAUUUACUUGUAUAAAUGUUUACAUUUUUCCUAAUUAAACAAUAAUUUAAUUUUACAGAAGUUACAUGCAUCAUUAAUAUCUUAAUAUCUGCAUGCUUUAUCCGGUAUAUUUAGUGUAAUUACUUCAAGACUCAUUUAACUAUUAAAAUUGUAAACUUUUUCUAGGUGUUUGCAAAGUUCACAGAAAUAAAUGAGGAUAGACCAGCAUAUUAUAUUUCCAAUCAAAUUAUUACAUCUUUUAUAUAAUAUUUACAUUACAGAUAAAUGUCUUACUAAUUAAUUCCAAAAAACGCUAAUUUGCCUGAAUGUAAAUUUGGGAAACUGAUUCCAAACGCUGGCCUUAUAGUUUAGAAAUAAACAAUCUUCAUUGUGUAUAAUUAAUUCGAUCUCUGGGAUACACCAAAGCGUUCUAAGCUCUUUUGGAUACACACAAGAAAACGUGGCUUGUUUUUAAAAGUUUUUCGAGGUGGUCUCGCGCUGAUGACGUCAUCAGGAGUGCGCGUUCCUGGAUCUUCCAAAGGCGUCCGAAGCGAGACGAGGUGCGCGUUUUACGCUAUUUCGCUUGCUUUUCCGGAGUAUAAAGUUACUUUUUGGACAGUUUUAAGCAGCAUUGGUUUACUGAUAAAUCUCCGAACGAGUUUCUUCGACGCAAUUAUGGUUUGAUGUAUCUGUUUGUCCUCAAUCAGUUCAGCUGUAAAUAUUGGAGUAUUCUCAUCAGUCUACAAGUAAAGAUGAGCACGAGGAAGAAGUGAAAUCUGCAAGUUUUUUGCACAGAGAGAUGAUGAGUGAUCCAGAACCCUGCAGAAUUAAAGAGGAAGAAUCCAGUGGAAUUAAAGAUGAAGAGUCUGAGGAACAAAUAGAUCAGCUCCUCCUCCUCAAAUAAAGCCCCUCCUCCUUUUGUUCAGCUAUUAUUACUAGAAUUUUCCCAUCAGUCUACAAGUGAAGACGAGCAUCAGGAAGAAGUGAAAUCUGAAAGACAGAGUUUACUGAAGGACAGUGAGAAGAUGAGUGAUCCAGAACCCUGCAGAAUUAAAGAGGAAGAGACUGAAGAACAAAUAGACCUGAUGGUGGAGAAUCCGGAGAAACCCCAUGUCAGGAAUGGUUUCACCUGCACUUGCUGUGGAAAGAGUUUGGCAUGCAAAAAGAGUCUCCAUUAUCACAUGAUGAUCCACACUGGGGAGAAACCGUACACGUGUCCUCUAUGCUUGAAGAGUUUCAGAUAUCCCUCAUCCUUCCAUCAACACGUGCGGAUCCACACUGGAGAGAAGCCACACAAGUGUGACCAAUGCGACAAAACCUUUAUGAAGGCUUCAAAGCUGAAGAUCCAUUUUAGAGUUCAUACAAAGGAGAAGCCGUAUCCGUGUUCUGAGUGUGGGAAGAGUUUUUCAGUUCGGUCGAGUUUGAUAAAUCAUCAGAAGAUCCACACUGGAGUGAAAGAGCACGUGUGCUUUGAGUGCGACAAGGCUUUUAUCACAGGCCCAAAACUGAAUCGCCACCAGAGGAUUCACACUGGAGAGAAACCGUUCAAGUGUUCACACUGCGACAGGAGAUUCAGCCGGUCAGAACGUCAAAAAAUACACGAGAGGAUCCACACUGGAGAGAAACCGUACAAGUGUUCACACUGCGACAAGAGCUUCAGUCGCUCGGAAUAUCUAAAAUCACAUGAGAGGAUUCACACUGGAAAGAAAGUCUACUGACGACACCGGUGCAGCAAAACAUUUUAAUUUUCACAUCAGAAUCGUAAAUCGGUAUGGCAUAAGUACUUGCAGUAUUUAAGGUACUUAAGCUAGGGGUCUCAAACUCAUGGCAGAGGGGCAUUUCAGUGACUGAAAAUUCAUAGGAGGUGUGCUGAUUCGCCUUUAUUUAAUCACCCUAAUUAAACAAAGUUAAAAUCAGGAUCCUCCCUUCGCUAUAUUUCUUAGUUAGAGUUUAGUUAAAGGAUCGUCUUUAAAGAACGUAUUUUGCAAAAGAAUAAAUUAGAUCAUACUUUACCACACAGGGUAACUUGAUGGGUUCUGGAAAUGAAUUCAAUGUCCACUCCAGUGAAGAAAAGUAAAAAAAUACACUUUUAUUAAUAAAACAAAAUCCAGUGAAAAAGUAAAAUAAACAAAAGACAAAUAACAGAAACAAAAAUCCUUACUUUAUUCUCCAUUGAGAACAAAGGGCCUACGACUCUCAGUAUACAGAAAGCGCAAAGCUAAAGAGUACAAGUCAGCUUUUAUACUCAAUGUCUCAUAUAAUAGUGUUCAUAAAUCAUGCAAAAACUACUUAACUCAUACAUUCAAGGAGCAUGCUAAAUCACUUGAACAAUAGGAAGACAGAUAUAUGAGUACAUAGAAAUCAAUACAUGGGCCUUUUUAAUAUCAGCCUCACUUCCCUCAGUUAUGCCCCAGAUUUAGGUGUUCGAGCUCGGUAGAAGUACGAGGAGGGAGUUCACCUAAAGUACAAGGGAGGGGGUCACUUGAAGUUCCAAAGGGUUCACAGAGAGUUCGUCCAGCUGGUUUGUUGGCUCGGCGCGCCCUCUGCCGGAGACGCCUGUUCUUUCUCUUACGUUUCACUUCAUCACUAAGAGUUGUGCUUUUACGCAUAGGAAUAUCAGAAUACAUCAGUGAUUUUUUUGUGUCUCACAUGAUUAAUGUCAUCUGACCCAUCAAACAUCACAGAGGGCCCUUUUAACAUUCAAGCACAAGAAAGAAGUGGAAACUUGACAUAAUUGAUGCACCUUAGGACAAUUUCAAGCAUUACUUGUCACCAGUGAUAAUGCAAAUCAGCACGUUUAUCGUGUCACACAUCAGCUGCUGAAUUAUAUCUGUGGUUGUCCGAGCGUUAGAUGGUGUUGGAAUAUUUGGCCAAUUCCUUGUGUGUUCAAAGGUCUGGAGAGGGUUUUCUUUAAUGCCAAAAAUAUUAGUAGUUUAUCAGAUACAACUGAAUAAUUUGAUGACAGAGCUCUGGGUUACGUUACCCCAAUGCAAUACAAGAAUUACAUUCAAAAGGUUCGCAACUCACAUACAUUCCCUGACUCCAGCAUAUAUACACAACUGAUAUUAACAGGUGGAGUUUUGGUGUAACGUCACUUAUCAGUCAUUCUGCAGUCCUUUUGCUCUUGUACUCCCAGACAUACUUCCUCUUUCUGCAACCCCUCUCUGCAUACCAGAACUGAACAAUUACGUGCAUCUUUACUAUAUUUUACAUCUUCUACAAAGCAUCAUGACAACUUGUGACAUGUCUAGACUUUGUAUUAAACAAAGGCCCCCACACUUAUUCUGCUUUUUCCACUUGUCAGCAUGUUCCUUAAAGUAUGCAGCACAGUAAAAAAGAGGACGUGUGUCUGGUCAAGAUGUGUUAUAAUACAAUAGAAAAGAUUGAUUAAUCUGCUGUUAGUCUAAACAUUUUUCUAAUAAAUAAAAACACAAAAGUAAUAAAAAUAAAUUCCUUUUUUCCCCAACAAUACACACUCAGUCAUUCUUCCACAGAGUAAAUGCAGUCAAAACUCCAGCUUUUAGUUUCUUCUUGUACAUAUUAAAGGGGGAGUUUAAAUAGCCCUGAAUAUACUACAAAUAAUAGGUAUUGUAAUUAUUAUUCUGUCCCAACUAAUUGUAUUGUCCCAACAGCGUAAAAACAGCAGUCUGGGAAACUUUAGUGACUUUACUGGCAGUCCGUCUUCUCAAUAUCUUUCAACAAAGAAUGGAAAAGUAUGUAAAUAUUCUCAUUUACUUUAACAAGUUCAAUUCAACCUGCUGUUAAAUGUACAUAGCUUUCAUAGAAAUCUCUGUAGGCAUCUAUUAAAUGAGUCCAUUUGAAUCGAAUAUUAGCAAAGUGAUCAUAUUUGUUACAGCACCAGCAUAAUGUGUAAGCCAUGAGGAAGUGUUUGAUAAAAUACAAGUCGUGUAAAACUGAUCAAACAACUGCUUAAGACUUAAAAAAGUAGAACUUUAGUAAAAAAAGGACACAUAUAUUUCAACAUUUAAAUCUGCCAUGGAAAUAAAACGCAUGUGAGUUGCUCUCGAGCACACACUGAGAAAAUGAAAGUGAAACUAAUCUGAGUGCAGGACUUUAAAUGUUGACUAGGGGGCUGGUCAAAACCACAAGUGGCUAGAUGCCACUGAACAACAAUGAUUCAUUCAUUCAUUCAUUCAUUUUCUGCCGCUUUUCCGGGGCUGGGUCACAGGGGCAGUAGUCUUAGGAGAGAACCCUAGACUUCCCUCUCCUCAGACACUUCCUCCAGCUCCUCCGGGGGGAUCCUGAGGUGUUUCCUGGCCAGCCGGGAGACAUAGUCCAUCCAGCAUGUCCUGGGUCUUCCCCGAGGCCUCCUCGUGGUGGGACGUGCCUGAAACACCUCCCCAGGUAGGCGUCAAGGAGGCAUCCAAAACAGAUGCCCGAGCCACCUCAGCUGACUUCUCUCCAUGUGGAGGAGCAGCAGCUCUACUCCGAGCUCCUCCCGGGUGUCAGAGCUCCUCACCCUAUCCAUAAGAGUGCGCCCUGCCACCCUGCAAAUGAAAGUCAUUUCGGCCGCUUAUAUCCGAGAUCUUGUCCUUUCGGUCAUGAUCUAAAGCUCAUGCCCAUACAAUCCGGUCAAUCUACGUUCCUACUCUCACCUAUGGUCAACAGCAAUGAUAGUGGUUCAGAUAUGCAUGUUUUGGUGGGGCGAAUCUUAUGUUUUUGACAUCGGUUGCGGGCUGGAGGGAGGAGGAGAGUGGACAGUUUGAGACCCCUGACUUAAAGACUGCAAAUACAAACAACAGUUCUGUAUAAAUUAACUCAAGAGUAGCAGAAUAUUUGUAUGUCUAAGAAAUACAUUUUGCAAAUAAAUCUCUUUUUUUGACUGAA